Dromiciops gliroides (monito del monte) is the source of this 4404-nucleotide messenger RNA. RefSeq names its product reversion inducing cysteine rich protein with kazal motifs (gene RECK). NCBI's taxonomy places the organism in Eukaryota, Metazoa, Chordata, Mammalia, Microbiotheria, Microbiotheriidae. The transcript is spliced from 22 exons. Gene Ontology annotation, biological process: extracellular matrix organization; blood vessel maturation; sprouting angiogenesis. Gene Ontology annotation, cellular component: plasma membrane. The record is from RefSeq and is a predicted model, not a curated record. Gene Ontology annotation, molecular function: protein binding; metalloendopeptidase inhibitor activity. The coding region runs from base 11 to 2965 and encodes 984 amino acids.
GGCCCGCACUAUGGAGGAGGAGGCGGCGGCUCCGGCCCCGCGCUACUCUAUAGUCCUCCUCCUGGCGGCGGCAGCUGUGGCGGAGGCCGCCGUGGGGCUGGUCCCUGGCACUUCGGGUGCCUUAUGUUGUUAUCAUGCAAAGGAUAAUCUAAUGUGCCGUGAUGUUUGUGAACAGAUUUUAUCAUCAAAAAGUGAAUCCCGUCUAAGACACCUUUUACAGAGAGCACCAAGCUAUUGCCCAGAAUCAAUGGUUGACGUUUGGAAUUGUAUGAACUCUUCUUUACCAGGUGUUUUUAAGAAGUCUGAUGGCUGGGUUGGCUUAGGCUGUUGUGAACUGGCUAUUGUUUUGGAAUGUCGACAGGCAUGCAAACAGGCUUCUUCUAAGAAUGAUAUUUCCAAAGUCUGCAGAAAAGAAUAUGAGGAAGUCUGCCAAUAUGUGUUGAUGGAGGACGGGAGAGGAAAGAAUGCCCUUUUCAGUUGCAUUAGCCGAAAUGAAAUGGGCUCAGUUUGUUGUAGUUAUGCUGGUCAUCACACAAACUGCCGGGAAUACUGUCAAGCCAUUUUUCGAACAGAUUCUUCUCCUGGUCCAUCUCAGAUCAAAGCAGUCGAAAGUUAUUGUGCAUCUAUUAGCCCACAGUUAAUACACUGUGUGAACAACUACACCCAGUCUUAUCCAAUGAGGAAUCCAACAGAUAGUUUAUAUUGCUGUGACAGAGCUGAAGACUAUGCCUGCCAAAAUGCUUGCAAGAGAAUUCUUAUGUCAAUGAAGACAGAACUUGAAAUAGUUGAUGGACUCAUAGAAGGUUGUAAAACAAUGCCUCUGCCACAGGAUCCACUCUGGCAAUGUUUUCUUGAAAGCUCAAGGUCUGUUCACCCCGGUGUCACUGUAUAUCCACCUCCUUCAACAGGUCUUGAUGGAGCCAAAUUACAUUGCUGUUCUAAAGCAAAUACUUCCACGUGUAGGGAGCUGUGCACUAAGCUUUAUAGCAUGAGCUGGGGCAAUACACAGAGUUGGCAAGAGUUUGAUCGAUUUUGUGAAUAUAAUCCAGUAGAAGUUUCCAUGCUGACCUGUUUAGCAGAUGUUCGAGAGCCAUGUCAGUUGGGCUGUAGAAACCUUUCUUACUGCACUAAUUUUAACAACAGGCCAACGGAGCUUUUCAGGAGCUGUAAUGCACAGUCAGACCAAGGGGCCAUGAAUGAUAUGAAGCUAUGGGAAAAAGGAAGCAUAAAAAUGCCAUUUAUAAACAUACCUGUUCUGGACAUUAAAAAAUGUCAGCCUGAAAUGUGGAAAGCAAUUGCUUGCUCCCUGCAGAUUAAACCUUGUCACAGUAAAUCCAGGGGAAGUAUUAUUUGCAAAUCUGAUUGUAUAGAGAUUCUCAAGAAAUGUGGAGAUCAAAAUAAGUUUCCUGAAGACCACACAGCUGAAAGCAUUUGUGAGCUCCUGUCUCCUACAGAUGACUUGGAGAACUGUAUACCUCUAGAUACAUAUCUUAGGCCAAGUUCCUUAGACAGCAUUGUGGAAGAUGUAACUCAUCCCUGUAACCCAAACCCUUGUUCUGCUAAUGAAUUAUGUGAAGUGAAUAGAAAAGGAUGUCAGUCUGGUGAUCCAUGUCUUCCUUAUGUUUGUGUUCAAGGUUGCAAAUUAGGAGAAGCUUCAGAUUUCAUUGUCCGGCAAGGAACACUUAUCCAGGUACCAUCAUCUUCAGGAGAAGUUGGUUGUUAUAAAAUUUGUACUUGUGGACAAAGUGGACUGUUAGAAAACUGUAUGGAAAUGCAUUGUGUAGACCUGCAGAAGUCUUGUAUUGUUGGAGGGAAAAGAAAAAGCCACGGAACAUCUUUUAACAUAGACUGCAAUGUCUGUUCCUGUUUUGCUGGCAACUUGAUAUGCUCUACUCGCCUGUGCCUAAAUGAACACAGCUCAGAGGAUGAUCGCCACACAUUUACAGGUCUACCCUGUAACUGUGCAGAUCAGUUUGUCCCAGUGUGUGGACAGAAUGGACGCACUUAUCCAAGUGCAUGCAUUGCACGAUGUGUUGGACUUCAGGACCAUCAAUUUGAAUUUGGAUCAUGUGUCUCUAAGGAUCCAUGUCAUCCUAAUCCCUGUCAAAAAUCUCAAAGAUGCAUACCAAAACCUCAGGUUUGCCUGACCACUUUUGAUAAAUUUGGGUGUAACCAGUAUGAAUGUGUGCCUCGACAACUCAACUGUGACCAGAUUCGGGAUCCCGUUUGUGACACAGACAAUGUAGAACACAACAACCUGUGCACUUUAUACCAAAGAGGAAAAAAUGUGUCUUACAAAGGUCCAUGUCAGCCCUUUUGCAAAUCAGCAAAACCCGUUUGUGGACACAAUGGUGAAACCUACAGUAAUGUAUGUGCUGCCUACUCUGAUCGGGUGGCAGUGGACUACUCUGGCCCCUGUCAGGCUGUAGGAGCUCUCUCUGAGUACGGCUCUUUCACAGAGUGUGCUGCAGUCAAAUGUCCUCCUCUCCCAACAACUGGAUGCAAACCAGUCAUCUCACCUGGUGCGUGUUGUCCAUUGUGUGCAGGGAUGUUAAGAGUUUUAUUUGACAAGGAAAAGUUGGAUACAAUUGCUAAGGUAACAACCAAAAAACCCAUAACUGUUCUGGAAAUACUUGAAAAAAUUCGCUUGCACAUUUCAGUUCCACAGUGUGAUGUAUUUGGCUACUUAAGCAUUGAAUCAGAAAUAGUGAUUCUGAUCAUUCCUGUUGAUCAUCAUCCAAAAGCAUUACAGAUCGAGGCUUGCAAUAAAGAAGCAGAAAAGAUUGAGUCACUGAUCAAUUCUGAUAGCCCAACUCUGGCAUCACAUGUUCCACUUUCAGCACUUAUCAUCUCCCGGGUGCAAGUUUCAAGUAGCCUUCCAUCUGCUAGCACAAAAAUUCUGCCUCUCAAUUGUCCCUUUUUCCUCAGCCUUGUACUUGCCUUAGUCGUUUUGUAUUGCACAUAACUGCUUACAAAAUGUGCAAAAUGAAUCCUCCGUGAUAGGUUUCUUUAUUGUAAAAGACAUUCAGGACUGAUAGCGUUUAUUAUGGCAAUCACCAAGUUAAAAGCACAUGUCACUUCAAUAAUUUACCACACAGUAUUUUUCUUUUUUUAAGUAAUAUUUUUCAUUAUCAAAUCUUUUACAUUUUUUACACUUAUGAGAUAGAAAAUGGGUCUUCAAAAUAACAUUUUAAAAACUAGAUCUUUGACAUUUCAUUACUACAUGAACUUGAUCUGAAAUUUGCUUAGAGAUGUGCUCUACCAUUGGGAAAAUCAGUCUAUCUGGUGAAUGGGAAGCUGUUACCCACCUUAAGGAUGGUUUGGGGUUUUUUUUGUUUUGCUUUAUAAAAGGAUUCACUUCAUGGAAGGAUUCCUUGCUGGGUUCCUUUAAUAGGAAAGUUCCCCCAGUGUUUUUCAGUAUUUGUUUACAUAUCAGCUACUUGAACCAGAAGCUUAGAUACAAAGAAAUAUAGUGUUACUAAAGUCACUGCCAACAGAAAUGAAAAUGAAAUAUUUCUGAAAUGAUCAUGUUAAGUCAGUGGAAAAUGUGAGACUCUAAAAAAAUUCAAUUGACAGCUAUACAAGAACAUAUCUAUUAAUUUAAUAACAAGAUACCCUUCUAUAGUUAAGUGUCUCAUUAUAUCCUAUAGCUAGGUAUGUCACUGACAUGUUUCUGACUUUUGUGAAAGGGAAGUCCUGUAAAGUACAUAAAAGUAAGAUUUUUUUUAAGCAAUAAAGAAAGCAUCCUGCCUCAUGCAAUUUCAUAUGACUCAAACCUAAUUUGGGUGGAACAGUCAACUGAACCGACAGGGUUUUUAAACGUCAGUCUUAAAACAAACUGCUGCUACUUAAAUAAUUGCCAAAAAGUGAAGUAAUUAAUUUUUUGUGUAAAUAAUACAUGAUCCUUAUAUUCCUUAUAUUUUAUUAUGAAGAAAACUAAUAGCCAUGUUUUUUAAGAUGACAAUCACAAAUGUUUAUCCGGUACUUUUUUUUCCAUGAAGAUGCAUUCUGUCUUUAUAGUAUGUCCACUGUAGAUACUAUGUGUUAUGCCUUAUUCUUGUUGCAAAAUUUUUAAAAAUUGUUUUUAUAUAUAAACAUAUAUGUAUAGAUGUUAUUCUAAAUAUUAAAAUGUCUUGCAUGUUGUUUAUUGAAUUUUACACUUUAUAUGUUUAAAUAUCUGAAAUAAGCUAUACAAUUUAAUACUUAUUUUAUGCACCUGAAUUUAGAUUCCACAUGAAGUAUUUUUUUUCAGUAUUAGCCAACUAUUGAAGAAUAUAUGGACAUAAUUAUUUUUUUGCCAAAAUGAUGUUUAAAGUAGGCACUUUGGGAAUAUCCAUAUGCUAAUGUAGCAUGUUUGUGUAACACUUGCUCUUGUCUGUAUAAAUGUCUUCAAUGCAAUGUACU